Messenger RNA from Asparagus officinalis (garden asparagus), 2820 nucleotides. Its product is annotated as BTB/POZ domain-containing protein At1g30440-like. The record is from RefSeq and is a predicted model, not a curated record. The transcript is spliced from 4 exons. Gene Ontology annotation, molecular function: protein binding. The coding region runs from base 584 to 2473 and encodes 629 amino acids. NCBI's taxonomy places the organism in Eukaryota, Viridiplantae, Streptophyta, Magnoliopsida, Asparagales, Asparagaceae.
AAACAUUGAGUCCUUUGUCUCUUUUUAAGACAGAUGUAUUAUGGCUGUGGGUGUCAAUGGUCCCCUCUAACCCCUUCAACUAAAUAAUUACCAAAAAAAAAAAAAAAAAAAAAACUAAAACUGAAGACAGAAUAGAAACUGCCCUCUUCGGGAUUUACUCCCUCCUCUUCAUUUUUCUUUCUUUUUUUUUUUGGUGAAAAUGGGUCAGAGAUUUGGUGGGGAUUCUGUGAUCUGGGUUCUUGUUCCUGUUGGGUUUGGUGGCCUCUAGACGGUUCAAGAUUGUAUUUUUCUUGUUAUUCCCGGGAUUUAGUUAGGCUGUUUUUUUUAUAUAUAUAUAUAGAAUUUUGGCAUCAAAAUUGAAUUUUUAUGAGAGGGUUUUGGUGGGUUUUGGGGGAUGUGCAGCCUUGUGUGGCUUCUGAGGUUCAUUUGGCUGAUUUUUCAGCAAGCUUUUGAUCUUUGAGUCGAAAGCUGGUCUGGGUUUGUCUUAAAUUUUGGAGAUUGGCUCAGGAUUUUCAGUGUUUUUGGCUUCUAGGGUUCUUCUUUCUCUGAGGGCCUCUCUGUUGUAAACCCCCCCUUGGUCUGCAUGAAGCUGGGAUCGAAAGCCGAUGCCUUUCAGCGGCAAGGGCAGGCUUGGUUUUGCACAACCGGUCUCCCAAGUGAUAUCACUGUUGAAGUUGGAGACAUGUCCUUCCAUCUCCACAAGUUCCCUCUUCUAUCCAAGAGCGGCGUAUUAGAAAAACUGAUCAAAGAGAAAUCAAAAGAUGAAGAAGAGGAGGGUUGUAUCAUAACUCUAUCUGAUAUUCCCGGAGGUCCAAAGUCCUUUGAACUCGUCGCUAGGUUCUGCUAUGGCGUGAAGCUCGAGCUAACUGCUUCAAAUGUAGUGUACCUACGUUGUGCUGCCGAACAUCUCCAGAUGACUGAAGAAAUCGCAGAAGGAAACCUAGUUUCCCUAACCGAGAAUUUCCUCAACCAAGUAGUCCUCCGUAGCUGGAAAGAUUCACUAAAAUCACUUCAAACAUGUGAUGAGCUCCUUCCUUAUGCUGACGACCUCCACAUAGUGAAGCGGUGCAUCGAGUCUUUAGCAGUCAAAGCUUGCACCGAUCCAAACCUCUUUGGUUGGCCCAUGAUGGAGCGUGGGUCUAUUCAAAGCCCGGGUGGGAGUGUUUUAUGGAAUGGAAUUAGCACGGGAGCUAGGCCAAGGAGUUUUAGCUCAGAUUGGUGGUAUGAAGAUGUCUCAUCUCUUAGCUUUCCUCUAUAUAAAAGAUUGAUCUCUGUCAUGGAAUGUCGAGGUAUUAGCCAAGAGACUAUCGCUGGCUCGUUAUCGUUUUAUGCAAAGCGAUAUCUUCCGGGUCUCAACAAACGGCGCCCGGCUCCAAUGGCUUUGGCAGCGGCCCCCACCGAAGAAGAGCAGAGAGAUCUUCUUGAAGAGAUUUGUAAGCUAUUACCUCUUGAAAAAGGCGUGGUCUCGACUAAAUUCUUGUUCGGGCUUCUUCGUAUCGCUAUGAUCUUAAAAGCUAACGAUUCUUGCUUGUCUAAUUUGGAGGAGAGGAUAGGGAUUCAACUUGAUCAGGCUAAUUUAGAGGAUUUAUUGAUGCCCACAUUUUCGAACUCAAUGGAGACCCUAUACAAUGUUGAUUGUGUUCAAAGAAUCCUUGAGCGCUUCUUGGCUAUGGAUCAGGCGACAGGUGGGGCUUCACCUUGUUUGGUUGAAGAUGAACAGAUGAUGGCAUCGCCGUCUUUGACGCCGCUGACUACUGUUGCCAAGCUUAUUGAUGGAUAUCUUGCUGAGGUUGCUUCGGAUGUUAAUCUUAAGUUGUCAAAGUUUCAGGCCCUGGCUGCUGCGGUUCCUGAUUAUGCUCGACCACUGGAUGAUGGACUGUAUCGUGCAAUCGAUAUAUAUUUGAAGGCACACCCGUGGCUAUCAGAAUCCGAGAGAGAACAGCUCUGCCGACUUAUGGACUGCCAAAAGCUCUCUCUCGAGGCCUGCACCCACGCCGCUCAAAACGAGAGGCUCCCUCUCAGAAUCAUAGUCCAAGUCCUUUUCUUUGAACAGCUCCAACUCCGAACCUCCAUUGCGGGAUGCUUCCUAAUGUCUGAAAACCUCGAUGGCUCCAGACACUUAAGAAGUGGCGUCAUAAACCCUAACCCUAGCGAUGGAGGUGGAGGGUGGGCCACCGCUGUCAGAGAGAAUCAAGUAUUAAAGGUUGGAAUGGAUAAUAUGAGGAUCAGGGUUUCUGAGCUCGAGAAGGAGUGCUCAGAUAUGAAGCAGGAGAUUGAGAAGUUGGGUAAGGGUAAAAUUGGUGGCGGGUGGAGUAAUAUAUCGAAGAAGUUUGGUUUCAAGAUCAAGUCUCAGAUGUGCACUGCACAAGAGGGCGAGGUUAGCGAAAAUCAACGGAAUGAGAGUGGGAAGAUGGAGAAGCUUGUGCAAUCAAAGCUCACGAAACAUAGGAAGAACCUAUCGAUAAGCGAGUAAAAAUUCUAUCCCCCUUUUGAAAAAAUCAUAAGUUUUCUGCUUGGAGAGUGCUAAUUGUACUACAUCAGAUCAGUAUGGUAUUUGUAGUACAAUGAGCAUUUUGCCUUCUUGGUUCGCUUUUUCCCUUCUUCUGACAACCCAAGCUGUGAAUUAUCACUACCUUGUAGAUUUUCUUGAAGAUUGAUGUUCGAAGUGAAAUGGGCAUGAGUAGCUGAUUUUCUGUGUAACUGUAUGCUAAUUAACUGUGUGAACAAAAUGUCUUGUAUUUUGUCUGUUGAUUUGUAGGUACAUUGUUUUGCAACUGUUUGUAGAUUGGCCUCAGAUAAUGUACACCUAGAUCUUCAUCA